Fusarium oxysporum Fo47 is the source of this 1133-nucleotide messenger RNA. RefSeq names its product RGS domain-containing protein. The record is from RefSeq and is a predicted model, not a curated record. The transcript is spliced from 2 exons. The coding region runs from base 190 to 693 and encodes 167 amino acids. NCBI's taxonomy places the organism in Eukaryota, Fungi, Ascomycota, Sordariomycetes, Hypocreales, Nectriaceae.
AGUAUAUAAUAUUCUUCGAUAUUCUGCUUCAAAAGUCUUCCAUUAUUAUCUUCAAUCACACUCAUCACUAACUGCAUCCGAGAUAUUCUCAAUCGGGGCAAAGCAAUCGUCCUGAUUUGCAAGAGUCCAUUCUUUACCCCCACGUUCAACACUUACACUCAACCAUCACAACCACUUAACAACUUCAAAAUGGUCGCUCCUAUCCUCAAGGCUAUCCCCGUCGGUCCCAAAUUGGACGAUUUUUCAGCCUAUCUUUCAAGAAAUCAUUGCCUAGAAAACCUACAAUUCAUCCAAGACGUAUGGAGAUACCGAGAUUGCUACACGGAAAUAGUCGGAGCUAAUCAGACCCCAUGGGUAUCUGUAAGGUGCGAUUACGAUUGCCUGCGGGCACUACGGGAAGAUAUUCUGGAGAAUUAUAUCCUUCCCAACGGACAUCGCGAGGUCAACCUUCCAUCUGAAGUCAGGAAUCGACUUCUAGGAUUCUAUUCCUCCAACUUGCUUCCACAUCCUUCGGAAUUUGACGAUGCUGUUAAAAUUAUCCAUGAACUCAUCGAGGACUCGAUCCUACCCGGGUUCCUGAACUCUCAUAUAUCGUCGACGCAACCAGGCGAUGGAGUGCGUGGUGGCCUGAAGCAAAUUGGCUGCAGCCUUCGACGGAAGCUCUCAACGGCCUUCCGGAUUUGGACCUUCUGAAGAAAUUGCGAGUGAGGGGCAUUCGCUGUACACGCCACCGCCCGGAAGGAAGUGCCUCAGUAUUACCUUGAAGCCACUUGCUGUGGCGCGCGAUGGAACUGUUCGACCAUACCGUCUGCGGACUCAUGGGUAUGAGCCGCCGGUGUUCAGAAGAAUGGAGCUGCAGAUGUCGAUCUUGAUGUUAGGGACCAGUACGCUAUCGUGAAGGUUCUGGCAUAACCAGGUUUCGGUGGCGGCAGCGGGGUAUUUUUUGACGACCAAUAAAUCAAAACCUUGAGGAUUCAGAAACCUGUCCUGACGCCAUCCAGCGCUUCAGCCACUAAUUGAGGGAGGCACAAGAGAUAUAAGAGUCAACGCGAAGCCAAAUAACAGCCUCACAUUCGGCAUCGCCACAAGCGGCACAGAGGCGAGAUUUCACAUCUUGUGGAGCGGUUACGAGC